UUAUUUGCUUAUGUAAUUCAUUGUACGUGGGUUGGAUGUUUUCAUCUCUCUCUGAGGUUAAUUGCCCUGUGACUAGCUUUGUGAAUGGAGCAGCCAGCCAACACACUGCCUCCUCCUCCUCCUCCUCCUCCUCCUCCUUCAGGAGCAGCAGUGCCAAAUUGGAGCGCAAGAUGCCCAGGUGCCAGCAUAAUAAAAAAAAAAAAAAUGGGAUGAGAUAUCAGAUCAGCCAAGCACAGAAAAAGACUCAACUAUCUCUGAUUACCAACCUGCAAGCUUUUACAGCUCCAUCCCGACGCUCGCUCUGUGUCACCAUGAAUACAGGAAGACUCAAGGUUGGGUGCCAAUCCCUCACCUCGCUCGCCGUGCGCCCUCCCUGCCUACCUCCCUCCUCCUCCUCCUCCUCCUUCUCCUUCCUCCCUCUGUGUAAUACAAACCUCGUGAUCGCCCAUUCAGCGGUGCCUGCGUCUGCUGCUUUGGGGGCGAAAUAAUAAGACGACUCACCGAGGGGCAGGCAAGCCAAAAAAAAAAAAAAAAAAAAAAAGUAUCUAGGAGGCAGACAGGUGUCGCGGAAGUUUACACUUGCAGAGGCGCAUCCCUCCGCGUCUUUUUUUUUUCUGUGGUCAGUAUCUGGGAUAACGUGAAAGAGACUGUAACUGGCGGUCAUCGGGCACCCACUGAUCCUGUGGUUGUCCCAGCCUCGCCCGCCAGAGCAGCAUUGCCCGUGCCUCUCCUCAUCCUCCCCUUCUGGACCAGCAGCUCAGCGUGGCAAGGCUAGGAACAAUGGGCCGGAAGCUUGACCUGUCGGGCCUGACAGACGACGAGGCGGAGCACGUCUUGAAAGUGGUUCAGCGGGACAUGAAGCUGCGAAAGAAGGAGGAGGAGAGGCUGAGUGAGAUGAAGCAGGAGCUGGCGGAGGAAGGCAGCAGAUGCUCCAUCCUCUCCAAGCAGCACCGCUUCAACGAGCACUGCUGUAUCCGCUGCUGUGCGCCCUUCACCUUCCUGCUCAACCCCAAGCGCCUGUGCCUGGACUGCCAGUAUAACGUCUGCAAGACCUGCUGCACCUACAGCAAGAGGGACAAAGCUUGGCUCUGCUCUGCAUGCCAGAAGGGCAGGAUUUUAAGGACACAGUCACUUGAAUGGUAUUAUAACAAUGUGAAGAGUCGCUUCAAGAGGUUCGGCAGCGCAAAGGUUUUGAAGACUCUGUACAGAAAGCACAUCAUAGAGAGAGGCGCGUUCUCUGAUCUCCCAGAAAGCAGCGUUCACGAGGGAAGCACCGGCAACGACAAUGAUGGCAGUGUCUGUGGCAGUGACUCCGCCUUCUACAAACAGAGUGAAGGACACAGUAUGGCAGAGACGCUCACAGUCGCCCUGCGUGUUGCUGAGGAGGCUAUAGAGGAGGCCAUCGCUAAGGCAGAGGAGUUCAGUGACAGCUUGGAGAAGCAGAAUGAGGCUCGAUAUCUGCGGGACCACAAAGAGGAGCUCAUAGAGGAACUUGCCACAACCAUUGUACAAAAAAUCAUACAGAGGAGGAAGCGUUCAGAGAUGCAAACAGAGUAUGACUUUGUCUGGCCUCAGACUCAGUCACUGAUCCAGACCAGUGAACUCCCAUCUCCGUCUCAGCCUCAAGCAUCCUCACAAGGACCACAGGACCCCCUCAAGACCUCCUACUCCCUCUGGCGCUCGCGUUCAGCGUUCUCCCUCACCAGUGACGACUCGCCAGAGAAGGGUCCAGAGGAGGAGGCCGCCGGGGCGGGCAGUGGCUUACAAGAGUACUCUUCUCUGAAGAGAGAGGCCAAGGCCACGUCUCUACCCAGCUGGAAGAGUGUCGACCGCCUGGACAACUCCAGUGCAUCCUCAGUGCUCCAGAGCCCAGACGGUAACUGGAUCGCCCUGCACAGCUCACAGCUGUCUCGACCCAGCCUGCUAACCAAGAGGAAGAGCCUAGUGUUCAGCGUGUUGGAAAAAGAGUCCGGCGUCGUCUCAGCUUACGACGAGAUGGGAUCCGACUCUGAGGAGAACGAUGAAGGCGGAUGGGGUGCAGCGCUGCGACAGUUCCGCCGCAAACUGUCCGAUGAGACUUACUACACGGACUCGCAGCACGACCCAGAAUGGACGUACACCCAGCACCUUCCCAUUACAUCACCGUCCUCUGGCCAGUACACCAACACAGAGACUCUCAACUCAGACUCAGAGGCCUCAUCUGUGCUGUCUGCAUGCCCUCGCAAAUCGCCUCACAACCUGCUGAGGAAGAAAGGACCGUCUGACACACACCUGCACCCUCAUCACCAGCCUCUCUACCACCAAUACCCUCACCAGAACCUCUCUCCGUAUCCACUCCACUCAGAGGCACUAGAUGUGAACUUUAACCCCAAGGUGAUGGGUGACAGCAGCGAGGCUGAGGAGAGGCAGAGUGACCCGGUCAGAAGAUCAAGGCGACGCAGGAAAAGCAAGAGAGAAUCGUCCACAGAGCAGAGCAGGCCUGGAGGCCAGAGCCACACACAGUCCAUCUACCCUUUAGUGCAGGAGAACAGUGGUUUUCUACUCAAUGCCCUGCUGAAGAGGGGUUUAAGUGAGGAACAGCCAGUACCUGACACUAUGCCAGUGGCCACAGCUGCACCAGACGCCUUCAAAUUAGAUGCCAUGACACCCGAGCCAAGGGACUUGGACACAGUGGCCCCAAAUUCAGCAGCCCCCAGCCCUCCACAGCCCCACACUCUGGCUCUAGGGUCUCAGCAGCACUCGCCCAGUAGCUCAGGGCCUGGAGACCCUCUGGAAGAGGAGCUACGAUCCAGACUCAGCCAGCUGGUCAGCCGCGCCAACAGCAAAGACAGCAGCUCAUCUGAAGAGGAGUGUACAAAGCGGCCCGUGGACAAACAGACGGAUAAAGAAAGUGACAGACAGAGAGAGAUGACGAGGUUGAAAGACACGGAAAGAGAAAGGCAGAGGGCAAGCGACAGAUUAAGGGACAGGACCAGCAGUAAGGAAAGAGAUACACCAAGUGAAACAGUGGAACAAGUGAAUGGACAAGAGAUGGGAAGAGGUGAGAGACUAAUAAAGAGUCUGCCGGUGAGAGAGGAGGGAAGAGUUAGGGAGAGGAGGUUGGAGAAAGGAGUGGCAAGUUUGGAAGAGCAGGUAGAUGACCAGGAGCAAAAGAGAAGCGAUAAAAGAGAGCCCAACAGACAAAGUAAGAGACAACAUAAAAGAGAUGCAGAGAAGGAAGCAGAGCAGAAAGGAGGAGUAAGGAGAAGUGGAUCUAGUGCAACUUCACCUGCUGUUACACCAUUUUCCCAGGAGGGGGCGCUAUCAGGCAGCCAGCAGAAGUACUCUGCGGCCUCUCUCUGCAGCAUCACCACAGAGGUGUUGAAGGUUUUGAACGCUACAGAGGAGCUGAUCGGUGAGGCAGGAGGUGAGAGCUACACCCCGUCUGAGUCCAUGAGUGCUUCUCCAAUCUCCAGCUGCUCUGAGACCCGCAAGCUGGACCAGAGGCUGACCAAGAUGGAGGAAAACGUGUACCUGACUGCUGGAGCUGUGUAUGGGCUUGAGGGGGCACUGGGUGACCUGGAGCAGUGUGCCCGCAAUAUUAGCAGUGGCACAACAGACACAGAGCUGGCCUUCCUGGAGGACCAGGUGGCCACUGCAGCAGCUCAGGUUCAGCAGUCUGAACUGCAGGUAUCAAACAUUGAGGCCAGGAUAUCAGCUCUGAAAACAGCUGGGUUGAAUGUGGCUGUCUGUAAUCGCUUCUCCAAGUUCAAGCCAAAAUCCAAGCCUCAAACCCUGGACUCAUCACGCCAUCAAAGGAGGAAGCUUCCAGCCCCUCCACUGAAAGAAAAGUUGGAGCCAGAGCAGCAGGUGAAAAUGUUUCGCCCAUAGUGACAGUCAGCAGCACAACGAGUCCCUCAGGGCCGCUUCAGAGCUCCAGGGACGGGGGGCCCCUCUCAUCCAGUGCCUUGACCCAGUGUUCGCCGCCAGCUCCAGGCAAAGCAGGGGCCAACACCUGCCCUGUGUGACCCACGAAACACUCAGCCCUCAACCAGGCACGGUACCAUGUCAGUCAAACUCCUCACAGAAGACAUGACUGGCCCUUUCCACUUUAUCCUCCAUUUCCUCCCAUCACCGCACAGGUAACAUCAAACAAGGAUGACUCAACAGUCGGUGUCUCUGCCUUAAAAAUCUGCAAACACUCCUCAUGACCCAACUGAAAAAGAAUAUCUGUACAGACAAAAAUGACUCCCAUUUCAUUUUUCUAUCUGUUUGCAAGAGUAUUGUGAUUUACUGUAUGAUGAAGACGUGGAAAAAUCAUGUGAAACUUUCUGUGAUUCAGUGUCCCAAAAAGAGGCUGAGCCGUGUUUUAUACCGCGUCUCCUUCCUCACCAAAUGUCAUGAGGAAUCUAACCACCCCUCCAAAGCUUUUUUUUGAAUGAUUGUCUUUUUCACACGCACUGCUAUCAGAUGGUAAUCCUCAUUUGGGGAAUGAUUGUAACACCUUUGACAUUUUAACCAUUUUAAAAUUGUAUGCACUAACCAGAAAAUAGUGUUUAAAAAUUAGCAAAUUAUCAGGACCAAAACAUUUUUGUCCUUCCUUCCUGCCACUAAAAUUGUUAGAUGGCACACAAAGCACACUUGAAAAAAUCUGCCAUUCUUUGUAAACAGCAUCCAGAAGACUAGUUUAAACAAUAGUUUGAUAUAUGUGGAAACAUUGACUCUUUUGCUAAGAGUUACAUAUGAAGACUGAUACCACUCUCAUGUCUGUCCAGCAAAUAUGUAGUUUGUUG
This is a messenger RNA of Larimichthys crocea (large yellow croaker), 4772 nucleotides long. RefSeq names its product myosin VIIA and Rab interacting protein b (gene myripb). Lineage: Eukaryota; Metazoa; Chordata; Actinopteri; Sciaenidae. The record is from RefSeq and is a predicted model, not a curated record. Gene Ontology annotation, molecular function: myosin binding; actin binding; small GTPase binding. The transcript has 17 exons. The coding region runs from base 781 to 3870 and encodes 1029 amino acids. Gene Ontology annotation, cellular component: cortical actin cytoskeleton. Gene Ontology annotation, biological process: intracellular protein transport.